Molecule: messenger RNA, 3131 nt
Organism: Cygnus atratus (black swan)
Lineage: Eukaryota; Metazoa; Chordata; Aves; Anseriformes; Anatidae
Gene: MLF1
Product: myeloid leukemia factor 1
Exons: 8
Coding region: 202-1044 (280 amino acids)
Biological process (GO): regulation of DNA-templated transcription
Cellular component (GO): cytoplasm; nucleus
Source: RefSeq, a predicted model, not a curated record
GCGGUGAGGGGCGGGCGGGCGUUAAAGGCGGGGCCGGGGGCGGGAGGGGCCCGGCCGUGAGGUGAGGUGCCGGGACGCCGUCCCUCCGUCCUUCACGUGCCGCUGUCCGCUCGUCCCGGCCUCGCAGCGCCGCGGGGAGCCGCCCGCUGAGGGGACGCCGCCAGCAGCCGCCGCGCUCCGAGCCGCGGGGUCCUGGCGAGGAUGGACAGGUGCCGCAUGGUUGAUCCUUUUGCCACACAUCAUGAAUAUAUGCGGCAGAUGAUGAGAAGCUUUUCUGAUCCCUUUGGACGAGAUCCAUUUUUCAGUAUAACAGAUGGCGGGGAGAGAACAGUAGAUCGAAGAGCGCGCCAGGAUUCUCAGGUUGCUCUGAGAGGAAAUCGCAGAGCAACAAGCUACUCCCUGAUGCCCUUUGCAGGCUUUGGUAGCAUGCACGAUGCAGAUUUCGGGGACCCUUUUUUUGCAAUGGACAGAAUGAUGUCAAAUAUGAGAAACAGCAUGUUGGAGAUGCAAAGAAAAUUUGAUGAGCUGUCUGUCCAUCCAGAUGCACACACCUUCAGCUCCUCCUCUGUGAUGACAUAUUCCAAAAUAGGGGAUGAACCACCAAAAAUUUUCCAAGCCUCAGCUCAGAUGCGCACAGCUCCAGGAGGUGUUAAGGAGACAAGAAAAGCACUUAAGGAUUCUGAAAGCGGACUGGAAAAAAUGGCUAUUGGUCACCACAUUCACGAUCGUGCCCAUGUCAUAAAAAAAUCAAAGAACAGGAAGACUGGUGAUGAAGAAAUAAACCAAGAAUUCAUCAACUUGGAUGAAACUGAGGCCCAGACAUUUGAUGAGGAGUGGCAGAAAGAGAUAACCAAGUUCAAGCCAUCCAGAACCAGAUACAAUUUAGAAGCUCCAAAAUACAGAAGUAUUCAGCACAUACCUAAGGAAGAUGGAUUAAAAAGAGAGAAACCACUCCUAUCUGUGGGUUCCAGGGGACCCAGAGUUUCCACGGAGAACCUCAGUGUGAAAGGAACACACGUUCCCAUCAAAAGCAGCAAAAAAUAAAAUGUUUCCAUUGUCCGUUUGGAUGGAGAUUCUUCAGAGAAGAUAAUGGUGCUGCACUGCUUAUGUUCAUAUAAGUAUACACAUUUAUGACCAAUCUGUCUUUUGUUUUAGUGUCUUGCUACUCUAAUCUGUUGACUGUUGAAUGUUGUUUAAAACUUCAGCUCCUAGGUUAAGUCAACUAGUGUCAGUAAAUACAAAAAAGACACAAAACAACAAAAACCUUUCUACUUAAAAGCACUUUAAACAGAAUUACUGAUAAACUAUUAAAAAUAUAUGCUUUGGUUAGAAGAGUCUUUUCUCCACUUAAAACUGCACCAGUCUCAAACUUUUUAUUAAGCCUGAUAAUUAAACUUUUUUCCCCCACGUUGUGCAACUUGCACAGAAAGUAAAUUCUGUUCUUACUUUGUGUGGUCAAAAUAACUUGUUCUGGUGAUACAGCAAUCAAUAGCCAUUUCAGUACCCUGUAGCCACUGUAUAUACAGCUUUAAAUUCAUACUUUAAAUUGGUAUAGAAUCCCCAGAUUCAUCUUGAUUUUUAAAAUGAAUAAAAGUGAGAGGAGUACUAAAAUAACAAAUACUACUUUUAAAUUGUUUAUCAGCAUUCUUCUGUUCAUAAGCUGCACUUGAAUCUCUCAUCUCCAUCCCUAGCCUGUUAAUCUCAUAUUUCUGGUCCUUUGUAUGUUUCCUUUGGAGGUAGCCCAUUAUUCUUCAUUCUUGAAGGCUCUCCGUUGAGGUUUUCCAUUACUCUAGAAUAAUAUCACUGUGUCCUAAGAAACUCAGAUGUAACUAUCAGCUCCUGAUUGGAAAAACGUGGGAGAAAUGGUUCAGUAAUGUGCAACCAUUCAUUAUCCCAUUUCUUUUUCUAAAAAGCUAAAAUAUCCCUACAUGCAGGAAACCAUUUCCCCCCUCAGCUGAGAUGAGUUCUUAUAUUAUUUCAUGCCCUGAUUUAGUGGAUGUAGAAGGAUCCUACAUCUAAUAUUUGAUCUUCCUUGACACUUCUCGUCGUCGUUUGGUGAAAGGAUCUGGUGUUCUAUAGGAAAGCAAACUGUGUGUGACACUUUGUUUUCAGUCACUGUAUUAGAAGUGUUAAGUUUGUGUGCUGUCUCGUUACUCUGAUCCCAUGUUGUAGAGUAAAUUUCUGUAGAUACAACGUUCUAGCAUUAGCACUAAAGCAUAUAUUUCAAGGCUAAAACGUAGUGUAGCCUUCAAAAAAGUCACUGUUAAAAUUGUUUAAGUUUAAUAUUCAUAUGACUAAAAGAAAUGGUCUAGGUUGAAUCUUUCUGCAGAUUCCUCAGAUUAUUUAAUGUUGCUUAUUAAUGUGUAAAGAAAAGUACUUUUUUUGAACUGAUGAGACAACAGUUUCUCUACUUGUUUAACACAGUGGCCUUAUUUCUAUUAUUAGAGCAAAUACUAGUAGCAAUAAUUUUUUGCUGUUGCACUGUUCCACCAGCAGUCAAGGUAAGAGGAUUUACUGUAGUAGGCAGCGUGUGUUGUAGCUCAGACAUGUGCACAUCCCUUCUGCUGCCGAUGCUGUAGGAGCUGAAACCUCUGACAGGGAAACAGGCAGAAAGCCAUGUGUACUACCACAGUAAUAAUACCUGCGGAGGAUGUCUGCCAGAACCCUUACUCUAAGGAUGCUUUUAUUCUCUCCAGAAGGUAAGAGUACAGCUUAGGGCCUGAUCCUUCAUUUGCUAAAGACAACAUCAAUUUUGCAAUUAAUGUAAGUGAGAAUAUCAGGCCAUAGAGGCAUUUUUCAGGUAUGUCACUUAAAUUUCCUGAAGAUAAACAUCAGAAAACAUGAUGUUGUAACUUCAGCAGAAAUCUGAGUUUUGAGAGAUGUUGCUAUUUAACAGAAGACAGAAUUCAUCUGACUGCUUGUAUUUUUGCCUAUGCUUUACUGGGAUGGAUGAACGUAAACAAUUGAGAAAACGAGAACAUCAUGGGUUAUAAAAAAAAAAAUCUUAGAAAGGGGCUAAUAGUCAUUAUAGACUACUUUGUUAUGCAAAACAAUGUUAAUGUUAUGCAAGAGAAAUUGUUCUACAUAGGAACAUCUGAAACUAUAGUUCUUUAAUAAAGUUAUUUAUUAUU